GAUGAGUUAGAGAUCGGAAGAACCUCAAUCCAAACAAAAGGGUAAACCCCACGGAAAAACCCCUACUUUUCCCACAUUUGCUCAAAACUUUCCAUCACGUUCGCGAGGAACAAGGAUGGCUUUUUGCUCCUCUCUCUUUCGCCUCAGAUCCCACCGCCUCCGCACCAACACCACGACUAUCACCAACAGGUUGUUCUACUCUGCUUCUCCAUUCCUUUCCACCAUCAAAUCUGAAUGCUCGGUUCUCUCCCCUCUCUCAGAUCUCCGUACAAUCUCUACGGAAUUUCCCUCGCUCACCGGUCUCCGAUUCUUCUCCACCGCCCGACGCCACCCUGCCCGCUCGAAGACAGUGGACAUAGGGGCCCGAGCCCGUCAACUCCAAACCCGCCGCCUCUGGACCUAUGCUUUGACGUUCAGUUGCAUUGCGGGUUUUAUAGUGAUCGUUUUAAACAACUUUCAAGACCAAUUAGUGUUUUAUGUGAUCCCAACAGACGCUAUGGAAAAAUACAAAGCAAACCCACAAAAGAACAAAUUCAGAUUAGGUGGAUUAGUUCUCGAAGGAAGCGUUGUUCAACCUGCUUCUUCGCCUGAAAUGGAGUUUGUGAUUACAGAUUUGAUCACUGAUAUUUUGGUCCGGUAUCAGGGAUCGCUGCCCGACUUGUUCAGAGAAGGGCAUUCGGUGGUGGUGGAAGGGUUUGUGAAACCAUUCACAGAGGAGAUAAAGAAGGAGGUGGGAGCGAGGAGCGUUUCAGGGAAAGCGAGGAGCGGGGAGUGUUACUUCUCUGCAACUGAGGUUUUGGCUAAGCAUGAUGAGAAGUAUAUGCCUAAGGAGGUGGCUGCAGCAAUUGAGACGAAUAAGCAGCUAAUUGAAGCUGGUGAAGGAAGUAAAAAGAAGCCAUAAACUAAUUGAUGAUUUGGGAUGUGGAAUGGAUUGAUAAAGGAUGAGUGGGGAUUUAUUUGGUGGAUGCAGUAACUAAAGUUUUUCUAGUGUACCAGGGAAGAGGUUCUAAUAUGAAGAACUUGAGCAUUUAAUUAAUUCUUAUCUUUUGAUUCCUAAUUGUUGUUAAGGCUUAGUUGUUGUUGUUUUGAUUCCUAAUUGCCAUGUUCACUAAUUUCUACCACAAUAUGCAUACAUUUCACAUUGCCUUUUUUUAAUCAUAAGACUGGAGUGUGGUGUUAGUAUAUCAGCACACUUUUUUAACCAAAAGGUAGUUAAGCCAUGUUUAAGAAAAGCAGAACAAAAGUACAUGCUUAGUUUCAGCGAAUAUGCAUUUAAUUAACCUAUCAACAGAAUUGAGAUGAGUGCAUGUCAGGAAAUUGAAUUUUGUUAACAUCAAGAAAAGAAAUUUGUAAAUUGUUUUGCCCUUUUUUGUUCCUUUUUGAAUUUCAGAUAUAGGCGGCUAGGUUUUAAUAAUCUUUAGGUUUUGAGCAUUAGUUAUUCAUACCCUGUUACAUGUGCUUAUAUUGGGAAAGAUGAGUUGAAGUGCUUUGUAGGGGUCUAGCAAUGAUUGGCACUGUAUAAUUUAAGCCCCAGAAUGAUGCAUGUUAUUUAAGGAAGAUGCAGUGUGUUUCCACUUUCCAGAAAGUUGGAGGAGCUGAGAAUUUUACUUCUCUUAGUCUCUUACUUUUUCUCUUGUUGCUGAGUGGUCUUGCUUUGUUGUUGUACUUUCCUAAAAUUAGAAGAUAGGGAGCUUCUCCACGUCCAGCUUUUGUCCACCAUAUUGUAGCUCUUGCAUAUGUUAAAUGUAACGAAGAUCAACAGUGGGUGCAGCUAAUCCCUUUUUUAGUAGACCAGGAACACACUCUCUCUUUCUCUGUAGAGCCUACUGCAACGCUGCAAGCUUUACUUUCUUGAGUUUACAUUGACUGUUACUGGUAUUUUUGGCCCAUAAUAGUUGCCCUUCAAACUUUGCUUUCUUUUCUGUUUUGCCUUUUUAUUCCCAGAAUGAAGUUUUUUUGU
Hevea brasiliensis (rubber tree) is the source of this 1960-nucleotide messenger RNA. Its product is annotated as cytochrome c-type biogenesis protein CcmE homolog, mitochondrial. NCBI's taxonomy places the organism in Eukaryota, Viridiplantae, Streptophyta, Magnoliopsida, Malpighiales, Euphorbiaceae. The coding region runs from base 116 to 901 and encodes 261 amino acids. The record is from RefSeq and is a predicted model, not a curated record. Gene Ontology annotation, biological process: protein-heme linkage; cytochrome complex assembly. Gene Ontology annotation, cellular component: plasma membrane. Gene Ontology annotation, molecular function: heme binding. The transcript is spliced from 2 exons.